UGGAGUUCACACCACUCUGCUUGAUGCUCUGUGUCUGCUGUUCCAUCCUCUUACCUCUCUGCUGCUUCUCUCUCUAUCCUGCAGUCUCUCUGAGCGUCAGUCCCAGGAGAUCUCAGUUCUUCAAUUAUAACACUUUCACCCUGAGCUGUGAGGAGCAGGGGAGCUCUGUUGGAGCGAGGGUGAGGAGGACCACCACAGAAGGAAGGUCUUCACAGUGUGGAGCAGGCUGGGGGUCUUUAGUGGGUUCCUCCUGCUAUGUGAAAGACCUGUCCUCAGGGUCCUCAGGGGACAGUGGAGUGUACUGGUGUGAGUCUGGCUCAGGAGAACACAGCCAUGCUGUCAACAUCACAGUACAUGAUGGAGCUGUGAUCCUGGACAGUCCUGUCCUCCCUGUGAACCAGGGACAAGCUGUGACUCUACACUGUAGAUACCAGCCUCCUCCCUCUGACCGUACUGCUGCCUUCUACAAGGAUGGAUCUCUGGUCAGGACUGAGGCUGCAGGAGAGAUGACCAUCCCUGCUGUGUCUACGUCUGAUGCAGGGUUGUACAGGUGCAGCAACUCUGAGCUGGGAGGAUCUCCAGAGAGCUGGCUGGCUGUGAGAGUUUAG
Molecule: messenger RNA, 608 nt
Organism: Osmerus eperlanus (European smelt)
Lineage: Eukaryota; Metazoa; Chordata; Actinopteri; Osmeriformes; Osmeridae
Product: high affinity immunoglobulin gamma Fc receptor I-like
Exons: 4
Coding region: 24-608 (194 amino acids)
Biological process (GO): cell surface receptor signaling pathway
Cellular component (GO): plasma membrane
Molecular function (GO): transmembrane signaling receptor activity
Source: RefSeq, a predicted model, not a curated record